GUUCUCAUUAUUGGAGGGGGUCCUGCUGGCUCGUAUGCAGCAGCCGCACUCGCAAGAGAAGGCAUCGAUGUUACCGUCUUGGAAGCUUCCAAGUUUCCUCGGUCAGAACUUCCCCUUCCUGGGGGCUCUCACUUUGGUACCAACCAUACUUUAGACACAGAUUUCAUCGCUAUGGGACACAAUAACUACGCAUGGAACGUUGUCCGUUCCGAAUUUGACCAGAUGCUGCUAAACCAUGCUCGCUCCACCGGGGCGUCCGUCUACGAAAAAACCAAAGUUGAAGCAAUUACUUUCUGUCCUUCUGACCCCAAACGACCCAUUUCUGUGGAGUGGUCACACGCGGCAGAGGUUCCGGUCCGUGGCACGACAACAUUUACCCAUUUAAUUGAUGCAACUGGUCGGGCUGGACUUAUGUCCACGAAAUAUCUGAAAAACAGACAUUUUAACGCAUCUCUGAAAAAUAUCGCCGUCUGGGGCUAUUGGAGAGAUGUGGGGGGCUAUGGCUUGGGUUCAAAGCGGCAAGGUUCACCUUGGUUUGAGGCGCUCACUGACGCUUCGGGUUGGGCCUGGUUUAUUCCCCUUCAUAAUGGAACUACCUCAAUUGGCAUAGUGAUGAACGAGAAGAUUUUUGCCACACCAGGUGCCUCCGACUCUGCCAUGGUGUUACGUUAUCUUUCCAACCUGUCGUUGGCUCCCGGAGUCGUACUUUUGAUUAGCUCCACUGGCAUUUUGAACGAGGGAAGUGUGAGGAGCGCCAGCGACUUCAGCUAUUCCGCACCAAUUUAUGCUGGAAAAGGGUUUCGAAUCGUCGGGGACGCGGGAGCUUUCAUCGACCCAUUUUUUUCAAGCGGGGUUCACCUGGCGAUGACGUCAGCUCUUUCGGCCGCAGCGACGAUCUGUGCUUCUCUUCGAGGCCAUUGCUCAGAAGUAGAAGCUGCACAAUGGCAUACACAACGUGUGUCAACAAGUUACACGAGGCAGGCUUCCAGUAUGCCAUUUCAGAUGGUCGUUCUCAGCGCCUAUAAGCAAAUCCGUUCCCAAACCAUAGACAUUCUCUCAGACAUAAACGAGGACAAUUACGACCGAGCAUUUUCCUUUCUUCGCCCUGUUAUUCAGGGAGCUUCUGAUAUGGGCGCCCGCCUUUCCGAAACAGAACUCCAGAAGUCGCUCGACUUUUGUGUCAAUUUGUUCAAUCCAACCACCCCUGAGCAACAUAACCGUGUUUACCGCCGCGGAGACAUUGGGAAAGAACUAUUGGAUGUCGCGUCCCCUUUGGUGGAUCCAGCUGUUUUCGAAACAACUCUCAAUGUUGAAACCUCUUUCGCGUCUCCGUCAAACUUUGACUCCUCUGAUGACUCGGAAACAUCUUCGGAUGUCGAGAAGGACUCAGAAACUCGGAUGGUUCUGAACAAGAUCAACGCCAGGCGCGUCGUGCACUCUGAGUACGCAAUCAACAAUCUGGAACAAGAACCUUUACAAGGUUACGUGGUUACCCUGGAAAAAGGGAAACUGGGGCUCUCCAGGGCGGUCUGA
Molecule: messenger RNA, 1533 nt
Organism: Laccaria bicolor S238N-H82
Lineage: Eukaryota; Fungi; Basidiomycota; Agaricomycetes; Agaricales; Hydnangiaceae
Exons: 9
Molecular function (GO): monooxygenase activity
Source: RefSeq, a predicted model, not a curated record